GUGUCCGCCCCACCCUGCAGGCUCCCCGUCAGCCAGCAGUGAUACACCUGAGGACAGGCCAGGCUGCAGGUGAUGCAGAGAGUCUGCCGGAGGAGCCUCUGUGGAAUAACAUGUCUAGGACGCUCCCAGUGCAGAUGCAGCUGACGUUCAGCGACGUGGCCGUGUAUUUCUCCGAGGAAGAAUGGAGGAACCUGGGCCGGCGGCAGCAGGAGUUGUACAAAGAGGUCAUGAACGACAACUACGUCAAUCUCCGCUCUCUGGGACUUGACAUCUCGAAACCGGACCUAUUUCAUGAGAUUGAACAGUGGGAGAAACCGCCCUUCGGUGACACCAAAGUCCAUGAGGCCCCCAAUUCUCUCCUGCAGAAAGGAGCUCUGAGCCCCCGGCCAGACAUAUUGCAGGACAUAGAACGUUUGGAUAAGCUGUCUAUGAGAGACACCAGGGAAUAUUUAUUGGCUAGAGGAGCAUUCCCUUGUCUAAGCCACUUAGAGAUGAAACCCGAGACGCAGGGCAGGAAAGAAGACGGGCAGGGCAGGAAAGAAGACGGGCAGAGGAGGAAAGAUGGGCAGAGCCGGAAAGAAGACGGCGAAACACUUAUUCGCAAGACACCCAUUGGACCUCUGCAGCCCAAAUGUAUUUUGUGCAACGGCAUUUAUAAUUGCUAUUGCAAUACGUCAAAAAGGAAUGGCAAAAAAAGCUUCCGCUGCAUCGACUGUGGGAAAGGCUACACCAUAGAGUCUCGCCUCCUUCUGCACCAAAAGUCCCACCUGCGAGAAGGACCCUACAAGUGCUCGUUGUGUGGGAAGCAUUUCCGGAAAUCUGGGUUUCUGACUAAGCACCAGAGAACCCACCAAAUCAACGAGUACCAAUGCGGGAAGUGCCAGGUCACCUUCUACAACAGGAAGGAGUUCCAGGAACACAAGCAGACGCACAAGACACAGAGGCAAUGCAAGUGCUCCAAAUGUGACGAGAUUUUUCCCAGCCUUCAGGAACUGUCUGCACACCGCAAAGUGCACAAGAAGGGCCAGGAAUGUUCUAUAUGCAGUAAGAUCUUCAGCAAUAGGGUGGACUUUUUAAACCACCAGCAAGAGCACAAGUAUGAUACGGUCUAUAAGUGUAAGAAGUGCGCAAAGGUGUACAAGAGACCCACCUGUCUGCUUAAACACUUGGAGACCCACUCAGUACAGAGACAAAGCAGCAACACGCUACUUGACUGGGAGACCAAGGUUAGCCUUUGCGCAGAUGUAAAGUGUCCGUCUGUCCAGGCCAAGUGUGUGCAGAAACCUCCUGAAGACGCCAAAGUGAUGGGUGGCCUAACACCAAGUAGAAACGCAGGAGAGCCACCCAACUGCAAUCCCCCAAACACUCUGCUCAAAACCAGCACGCCGACGGAUGCAGUGCUUCGGAAUCUGCGUCCUCCAGAACCUCACAUUAACAACACUGAACCUAAGAAAGUCUUCUGGUGUAAGAAGUGCAGAAUCUGUUUCAGGCAUCGGAAAUCACUCACGAGGCACCGGAAAGCCCACCUCACCAUCUUCAAGUGUCACGAGUGCGGCCAGAUAUUUGAUAAACUGCUUACACUCUUUAUCCACCGGUUUCAGCAUGAAACGAAUAGGCCGUACCAUUGCAAGUACUGCAAAAAAGGCUUUAGCCUCCAAUCAUUGCUUCGUCUGCACCAUUAUACACACGAAGCCUGUAUGCCAAGUCCUGGCGGACCUCCGUCCUCCAGAGAUCAGCGCCAGACCCCUGAUACAGACGCUUCUACGGCUCCGGAACGUUACUCCUGUUUAUAUUGCAAGAAGGAAUUCCUAACACUUUCUGGUCUCCUCUUACAUCAGAAAUCCCAUUUAUGGAAAAUCACCGACAGCCCAGUCAUCCGAUAUCAACAGAUACCUGACCUCAGAACCUCUCCAGUUUCUUUUGAUACGUUUCUAUGGAAAAGGCCACUUCAAGAAUUGGUGGCCUGCAAGGACUAUGUGAAACGCGUUUGCUACAGGCCUUCUGAGCUAGGGCACACCAUGUAGCAGCCAUGUGGUGUAUACAACAAAUGGUAUCUGCUGAAUUAAAUCCUCCCAACACAAACUA
This is a messenger RNA of Pseudophryne corroboree (corroboree frog), 2085 nucleotides long. RefSeq names its product zinc finger protein 626-like. The coding region runs from base 111 to 2024 and encodes 637 amino acids. NCBI's taxonomy places the organism in Eukaryota, Metazoa, Chordata, Amphibia, Anura, Myobatrachidae. The record is from RefSeq and is a predicted model, not a curated record. Gene Ontology annotation, biological process: regulation of DNA-templated transcription. The transcript has 5 exons.